UAAACAAAAAAAAUUUGCUCAACGUUUGUGAAAUUUAUAAUAAAAAUUUAAUUAAAUUAAAAAAUACUUAGUGAAAAAAUGGACACAAAAGGCAUUGCUCACAAAUUGGAUGCUAAAGAAAGAACCGAUGAUGUGCGUCUAAAAGAAUUGGCGCCAUUCAGUAAAAUGCUACUUUCGGAGCCGGUGCGUAAAGGUUUACAUACAGCUGGCUUUAUGUAUCCCACUGUAAUACAAGCCACCGCUAUACCAGUGGGUAAAUCAGGAAUGGACUUAUUAGUGCAAUCUAAAUCGGGCACCGGAAAAACUUUGAUUUUUUCUACGAUUGUCUUGGAGUUCUAUCAAAGCGAUUUGCGUGAGCCACAGUCGUUGAUUGUGGCACCAACACGUGAAAUUGCAGUGCAAAUUGAAGAAAUUCUUAAUGAAAUUGGUAAAUAUUGUGCAGGAUUUCGCGCUGUUUGUGUUAUUGGUGGAAUGGAUGUGGCAGAGGAUCGUAAACGUUUGCAGGGGGCAAAAUCUGUGGUUGGCACUCCGGGAAGAAUUUUACAUUUAAUACAAAAUGAAGUUUUAAAUACUUCACAAAUAUCCACGUUAGUUAUAGACGAGGCUGAUAAAAUGUAUACACAAACAUUUCGCCAAGAUUUACAGAGAAUACGCAAAGCUUUGCCAAAUCGCAAACAGACCAUAGCCUGUAGUGCCACAUUCAUUGAUAAUUUGGAUAAGGAAUUGGCAAAGAUUAUGAAAAAUCCUUUGCUGAUAUCCACAGAGGAACGUGCAACACUCUUGGUGGGCAUUAAACAAUUUGUCUAUGAAUUGCCCGAACAGAAAACAAGUAUUUUAGAAAUGCAAUUGAAAUUGGAGGCCUUAAGACAUAUAUUUGGCAGAGUAGCUUUUAAACAGUGUUUAAUAUUUGCUGGCUCACAAUCACGUGCUGAUUCGUAUCGCAAUUAUUUGGAAAAGGAUGGCUGGCCUUGUGAACUGAUAUCUGGGGCUCAGGAUCAAAAAACACGUUUGGAGAAUUUCCGUAAAUUUCGUGAAUUUAAAACACGCAUACUGAUGGCCACCGAUUUAAUGGCACGUGGUGUGGAUUCCGAACAUGUAAAUUUGGUUAUUAAUCUUGAGCUACCAGUUAAUGUAGUAACUUACCUGCAUAGAAUAGGCAGAGCAGGACGUUUUGGUUCUCAUGGUUUAGCCAUUAGUUUUGUAUCGUCAGAAAAAGACCAAAGGAAUUUUAAAAAACUUAUAACCGAAGUUGGUACUGGUAUGAAGGUGUUGAAGUUUCCUUUGAAAGAUCAACCAGAAAAGAACCCAAGAGAUUUAUGGAAUUUUGGAGAAUUUGAAGAAGAUGCCAACUACUUUGGUGUGUAUCAAAGUGAUAUUCAGAAGUUAUUGGCUCCCCUAGCCUCACAAGACAACAUUACACUAACUUCUUCGCUGUCGGAUAAUAAGGAAAAUCUUACAAAUAAUAUUUCAUCCAACCAACAAUCGUCCAUCGACACCAAUACUUUUCUAGUCAAUUCUCAAGAUAGCGCUUUGCACGUGCCAAAUUUGUCCAGCGAACAACUUAAUGCUCAACAAAUCAUGUUAUCUCCCUCAAAUAAUGAAGACUGUAUUGAAGAUUUACCACCCUUAGGUACACCACCACCACCGCCAAACCCCUCCGAAAAUCUUAACACAGCUGGAGAAUCUCACAACAGCUCCUCACACCAUCUGUUAACUUCGAAUACUAUUGAUGAUGCCAGCAGCAUUGCGGCUGAUAGUUUGCGUAGCAGUCAACAGGAUAUUUCACGUUAUCAAUCGGUAUUAAUGCAAAAAUCAGCCAUACCAACACUGGUGGAAUUUCUGGUCGAUCGUCAUUCUUCACAGGACUCACAGACAAAGGAUUGUGAACCUUGCACUAAAAUUGACUUAUUUGAUGCUUACACCAAGGAGGUUUUAAAUAACAAUGAAUCUUUCACAGAGCCUGCAGUAACCGUGGAUGAACCAUUAAUGUCCUCCAACAAAUUAGCACAAUUGAAAUCUUUGCUCAUCGAUAAACCUGAUGAAAAAUCACCCACUAACAAUGUACAUGAUCUGUAUUCCGAUUUUGCCAACUUCCAAGAAGAUGACAUUUCGACCUCGGUAUCUGAAGAUAUUGAUAAACAAACCUUUAUACUGUCCGUAGCUACGCCAUCUGUACAACAAGAUUCUUUUUCAGAAUUACAAAACAAUUCUUCAGAUUUAUAUCCGGCCACAGAUGAAACAAACAUAAGUAUGGGAGAUAAGGAACCAAAACAUUUUCCAUCGCCAGCUCACAAUCAAGUGACAGAAUUUAUGCCAGACCUCUUGGCUGGGCAGAUGCAAAAAAAUAAACCGCCACAGCAGCAUCAGAAACUACAGCAAAAGUUAUCCAUUAAUAAAACUGCUCAAAUUGAAAUACCACCUUAUCAGUCGCCACCCAAUUCCGUCUCACCUUUAGUGAAUGCUCUGCAAAAUAAUGAAAACAAUUCAUCACCAACUAGUGAAAGUUCUUCAGAUUCUGCCACAUCGCCUCAAGAUGAAGUUUUGGACAACUCUGGCUCUGAUAUAGAGCGUAGUGGCAAUACGAGUGGUUUUGAUGAAAAAACCUCAACAUCUGGUUCAUCGGGCAUAGAAUCUUCAGAACACAAUAAUACAGAAGAAAGGCCUCAACAAAUUCCUGUGUACUAUACAUCAAGUGAAGAUGAAUCGUAUGAAAGCGAUGACGAAGAGGAAGAGGAGGAAGAAGAGGGGGAAGAUAAUGAUGAUGGAAGUGAACAUUAUUUUAAUACAGAUGAAGAAGCUGAAGAAGAAGAUGGAGAUGCUGAUGAUGAUGACGAGGAGUUAGCUGAAUGUCUUGAAAACCGCAUGGCCACAGAUUUCACUCAAAUUCAUACUACAACUACCACUCGUAACCACAGUAGCAAUUCAUCAAAUACUUUAACAAACCCCACAACAGAUUCUCUCAAUUUAGCCUAUCAUUCGGCUUAUUCUCGAUGGGUCGAUUUGUAUUGGAAUCAAAUGACCCUGGUACAAGAUUAUGUUAAGUUUUUUAAUUUCACUAGACAACAGCAACAAAAUGAAUAGACUAACUAACUAACUCAACUUAUUAAAUUGUUGUCUUAAGGAACAUAAUUGAACUAUUUUAUUUUUCUUUUACUCUGUUUUUAAGGAAUCUGGAAUUUCUUUAUUUUAUUUUUUUUUAUGAAAAACUAUACAUUUGAAUUUAAUUUUAAGACUGUCUUAAUUGAAUUAUAACUUUAAUAAAAAGUAUUAUAUAGUGGAUUUAGAGAGAAA
Messenger RNA from Calliphora vicina (urban bluebottle blowfly), 3291 nucleotides. It is a transcript of the gene Gem3, whose product is annotated as Gemin 3. The coding region runs from base 79 to 3081 and encodes 1000 amino acids. The transcript has 4 exons. The record is from RefSeq and is a predicted model, not a curated record. NCBI's taxonomy places the organism in Eukaryota, Metazoa, Arthropoda, Insecta, Diptera, Calliphoridae. Gene Ontology annotation, molecular function: ATP binding; RNA binding; RNA helicase activity. Gene Ontology annotation, biological process: spliceosomal snRNP assembly. Gene Ontology annotation, cellular component: SMN complex.